This is a messenger RNA of Klebsormidium nitens, 2652 nucleotides long. NCBI's taxonomy places the organism in Eukaryota, Viridiplantae, Streptophyta, Klebsormidiophyceae, Klebsormidiales, Klebsormidiaceae. The record is from the annotation of a GenBank genome assembly.
AUGAAUCAGCGGGAUGGAUCAAAGCCUGCUCCCAGGGUGAAGCCAUUCCGUCCCGUGCUCGACCUUGAAAGAACUUAUUCUAAGCUGACUAAUAGCGAGAUGAGGAUGCGCGCUGAAGUGCCUGGAACUGUGGAAUUGGACCUGCAGAACCCAGAGAGCAGUGCAUGGCUCAAAACAAUCUUUGAAGAACUUGAGGACCAAGAUCCGGAGACGCGCUACUUCGCUCUACGCAAGUUUGGAUCUGUGCUUCAUAGGAUAGUGCUGAAGGGUUCUACUGUCAACGCCUGCUUCUCAGCCUACAUGCUAGAGCGAGGAAUCCUGAAAGAGAUCAUCCGCAUCCUCAAAUCAGCGAAGGCAGAAGGUGAUAUCUACAUGAUGGCUGGAGGGAGCAUGGAGGAGGCUGUUUGUAAUUCGAUUGACGGCCUGCUCGUACUUUCAAAGGUCAAGACCUGCCUCCAGAUCCUGAACGGGCUCAUGGCAGAUGCUCGGACAUGGCGCUUCGUCAAAAAGUCCAUACCUGACUUGCUCUUCAUUCUCGAGGGAUCUUACCUCUCUGAGAACCCGGUCAUGCUGGUGGGAAGAGGGAAGGUCAAAAACGUGCCUCCAGUGUCCGAAAGUUUGAGAGACGAAGAGAAAUUGACAUCGCUCGAAACGCUGGGAGGCUUUGCUCUUUGGGCGACUGAUGACGUCAGAGAGGUGAUAUGCGGCAGAAGGGCCCUUCUUUCCCAGAUUCACAGUGACUGCUUGGCUGACACGAGGCUGGCUUCCGACAUUGUUGACCGUGUCAUCACAACGAUCUCAGUGCUCGAUUCAGGCCCCCGCGCCCUUCCAAUUUCUCUUGACGACUUUUUCAAAGUUGCGGUCAAAGCUUUUGAAGUGUCCCAGGACCCGGAGGUGAUAAGGCUGGCCAUCAAUAACUUGGCAUUUUACCUGAAGGAACGGCCCGCUUUCCUCUCCAAGGAAAAGAAGCUUCCAUCAAAGUACUUGGCCCCUCUGCUAGCGCUCGCAACUUGUUCGAGCCUCGAAGAGGAAAGAAAGGGCUACGUCUACAAAAUUCUUUGCCUGUUGGAUCACAAAACCUUCAGCCCCAUCCUGGCAAGAGCAGAUUACAAAGAAGAGCUGGAAAAGAUAUUGGCCGCUUCUAGCAAGGCACUGGACAGGAAGCGACAGCUGACUGACCUGUUCGCAAGCGAAUGCAACCGGGAGCCAGAUCUUGAGCAGAGGCCCGAAGACUCCUUCAGGAUUGAAUCCAGCAGGAAGAGCCCAGGAGUGCAUGAAGACGGGUCUCGUGCUGAAGCAGCGAAGCCAAUCCAACCGAGAGUUCUACCUAGCAACUACUCAACGCUGACCAUGAGUGAGAUCCGAGAGCGCCUUACAGAGAAAGAAAGCGUGGAAUUAGACCUAAGCAAUCCAGAGAGCAGUGCAUGGCUGAAGGAUAUCUUGAAUGACUUACGCUCAAGUGAUUCUGAGGCCCGCUUCUUCGCCCUGUGGAGGUUUAAAGCGGUGACUUGUCGCAUGCUGGAGACCAAGGGGCCGGAGCUUAGCGCAGCUUAUGUGGCUCACGUGUUGGAAGAAGGAAUCUUGGAAGAGGUCAUCAGACUCCUGAAAGCAGCCCAAACAGAAGGUGAUGUUUACUUAUAUCCCAAGGUGAAGGUUCUGGGUGAGUCACCAAGCCAAAGGGAGCCAAUCACGCUGUCAAAGAUUGCCAUAGCGCUCGCGGUGCUGCCCGCUCUCAUGUUGGACGCCCGAACGACGCGCUUCAUUUGGAAGGCUGUGCCUGACAUACUCUCAGUCCUCGAAGGAGCCUACUUCUCGCUGCCUGUGGUGUUCAGCGCCAGAGAUUGGGAGAUGCCUGAGGCUCUGUCGCGCCUAUUAAAUGACGUGAAACUACGGGAUGAACACAAAUUAGCAAGUCUAUCGGUGCUGGCAAGGCUGACUGAAUAUGUGAAACAAGCAUGGAGAAAGUUUGCCAGCAGGAAACCCCUCAUCCACAGGAUUCUGCAGGACUGCCUGGCCAACACAGAAUUCUCCACCGGAAUCAUCAUCUUCGCAAGCAAUCUUUGCUAUAAUCUCAUCGGAUCAUGCGAUUUGUCGGACUUUUUGGACCCAAUCUUUGAGACUGCCUUCAAGGCCAUAGCAUCGUCGGAGGAUGCGCUCACGAUCACAGCCGCAAUCAGGCUCUUGGCGCAGACGUUGCAAGAGUGGGAUACGACACUAAAAAAGCUCUUCGAAUACAGAAGCAACCCACGAGUAGAGAAGCAGGCAAAGCUGACGCAGCUGUUUGCAAGGUAUCCUGAAGCGGGAGAGAGAAGCCAGAAGCUCCACGAGAUCUUUGCAGCCAACGACCCUUAUAUAAUCGCGCGAGGUUCGAGGGAGCCAGGCACGCCUUCCGAAACUUUCUCCCAAAAGCACAGCGAGGAUCCGCUUCAGAAAAUUCCCGAAGGCAAGAGUUACAUCCUACUCAACGUCUCGGAGGGGGAGGCGCAGGUCCAAGCCGACAAGAAGCUUCGCAGAAAGUGCUCCUGCUCGAGCUGCUGCCACGUCGAGGCCGCCUCGUGCGAGUUCAGGGUCUGCAGCAGAUGCCGUUUGGCUGUGUACUGUUCCCGAGGUUCCGUGGAAGCGAGGACGCUUUCUUUUUUCACAAGCGGCUGA